CAAUCACCGUGAAUCGUAAUCAGCCAGCCCGCCGCCGAUUUAGUCGAGUCGCAAGCAUUUGGCGGAGCGGUCCACGGAGCAAAAUGUCCAGAGGCAGUGCUAUCGACUUGACCGGCCUAUCCGCGGUGCAGGUGAGCGAGUGGCUCCAAAGUUUCGACACGGUUCUCUGCGAUGGCGACGGCACAAUUUGGCAGGAUGACACGGCCAUCGCGGGUGCUCCCGAGGUGGUGAAUGCCCUGCAGGAUCGCUUCGGCAAAAAAGUGUACCUGAUUACCAACAAUGGACUGAAGACGCGGCAGGAGCUGUUUGAGCGCUCCCAGCGCCUUGGCUUCCAUUUACCCAGCGACCGACACAUCUUAUCGCCUACGGCAGCCAUCGCCGACUAUCUGGUUGCUAGUCCGCAAUUCGACAGGGCGCGGCACAAGGUCUAUGUGGUGGGCAAUGCGGCCAUCGCUCGGGAAUUAAGGCAGCACGGAAUCGACAGCUUUGGAGCCGGAGGAACAGAUGAACUGCCUCCGGGCGACAAGUGGCCGGACUUUGUGGCACGAGAGUUUGGAAACCCAGAGACGGCGAGGGACGUCGGCGCCGUGGUGGUCGGCUGGGAUGAGUACUUCAGCUACUGCAAAAUGGCCCGCGCCUGUCACAUUCUCUGCAGUAAUCCCGACGCCGCAUUCUUUGUUACCAACCGGGAUGCCGUGCACAAGUAUCCGGCCUUCUGUAUCCCCGGCACUGGGGCCUUUGUGUCCGGAAUUGAGGCCUGUUCGGAGCGGGAAGCCCUCGAGAUGGGCAAGCCAAACCCUUUGGUGCUUGAGCCCCUAACCAAGGCUGAGAAACUACGUACCGAACGAACGCUUAUGAUUGGUGACUGCCUCAAAAUAGAUGUCGGUUUCGCCAGCAAUUGUGGCAUGCUAUCGCUUCUGGUGGGCACGGGUCGAUACAGUAAUCUCUCGGAUGUCCAGCGGGAAAAAGACAAGCUGGCCCAGCCAGAUUUUUAUCUGUCCCGGCUGGGCGAUCUGCUGACCCUUUUGUGAGCCAUAAAUCCAAGCGACUCCCGUGCAGCAAUCUGCUCGUUAUCAACUUCUUAAUUCGACUUUUAUUUGGCUUUAGUUGGUGUGUUUACACAUAGUUGUACAUAUUGUUCUGCCGGCAAGUAACAUUCUCUAAUGAAUACUUUCUUUACAUACAUAUAUAAGAGUGGGUGAAAAAUUGUUGGGCCUGAAAGUUAUCUAUGAACAAAACGGCUUUAAACUGUGUAUGAGAAUAAAGUGUGUAGCAAAUAAAUUUUGAAAAACGGCAA
This is a messenger RNA of Drosophila erecta, 1297 nucleotides long. Its product is annotated as glycerol-3-phosphate phosphatase. The transcript has 3 exons. The coding region runs from base 84 to 1031 and encodes 315 amino acids. NCBI's taxonomy places the organism in Eukaryota, Metazoa, Arthropoda, Insecta, Diptera, Drosophilidae. Gene Ontology annotation, cellular component: cytoplasm. Gene Ontology annotation, molecular function: phosphatase activity. The record is from RefSeq and is a predicted model, not a curated record.